Melozone crissalis (California towhee) is the source of this 2199-nucleotide messenger RNA. RefSeq names its product Era like 12S mitochondrial rRNA chaperone 1 (gene ERAL1). Gene Ontology annotation, cellular component: mitochondrial matrix. Gene Ontology annotation, biological process: ribosomal small subunit assembly. Gene Ontology annotation, molecular function: rRNA binding; ribosomal small subunit binding; GTP binding. The transcript has 11 exons. NCBI's taxonomy places the organism in Eukaryota, Metazoa, Chordata, Aves, Passeriformes, Passerellidae. Bases 1 to 1647 code for a protein of 548 amino acids. The record is from RefSeq and is a predicted model, not a curated record.
AUGGCGGCUCCCAUGGCCGCGGCCGCGCUGUGGGCCGUCGGUGCCGCUGUGGCGGGGCCGCUCCGGCUGCGAGCAGGUGCGCCGGGACCGCGGGAGUACUCCGGGGACGACUGGGUCCGGGAGGUGGCGGGCGGGACGCCUAAAGGCCUUGUGGUGGGGUGGGCGCUGCCUGGACGCUGCGGAUGUUCUUGGUACAUUCGGUGUUUUCUUCCAGCUCGCCUCCCGGGGAGCUGCUGGAACGGGAGCGGCUCGGCGCUGGGGAGGAUCCUGAGUGUUCCCAGCCGCAGGAACGGGAGCAGCUCAGUGCUGGGCGGGAUCCUGAGCGUUCCCAGCCGGUGCAGCAGGAGCAGCUCGGUGCUGGGCGGGAUCCCGAGUGUUCCCAGCCGCUGGAACGGGAGCAGCUCGGCCCUGGGCAGCCUCCUGGGCAUCCCGGCCGAGGCCCCGCCCGCCGCUCUGGGCCAGCACCCGCCGCCCGUGGCCACCGACAAAGAGGAGCAGAAACGCCUCCUGGAGCACCGGCCGGACCAGCCCCCGCAGCCCAAGGUGCUGAGGAUCGCCAUCAUCGGCGCCCCCAACGCCGGGAAAUCCACACUCUGCAACCAGCUCCUGGGCAGGAAGGUUUUCCCAGUCUCCAAGAAGGUGCACACCACCCGCUGCAAGGCCCGGGGUGUCAUCACACACGAGGACACACAGCUGAUCAUUCUGGACACACCUGGCCUCACAAAUCCCCUAAAAGCCAAAAGGCAUAAUUUAGAUGAAGGCAUGCUGACAGACCCAUGGGACAGCAUGAAACAUGCAGAUUUAGUCCUGGUUCUGGUGGAUGUGUCAGAUCACUGGACAAGGAACUCUCUGAGCAAGGAGGUGCUCAGGUGCCUGUCUCAGUUCCCCCACAUCCCCAGUGUGCUGGUCCUGAACAAGGUGGAUGUACUAAAGAAGAAAUUUCUCCUGCUGGAAAUAGCAACUGACCUGACAGAGGGGAUUGUAAAUGGAAGGAAACUGGAAGUGAAAUCUUCACCUAAACAGGAUUCCCGUUCUUCAGUAAAGCUUCCCCUUCAUCCCACUCAGGCUUCUCCAGCUGAAAGCAAAGUGCCAGGGUCUCCCUGUGGGCAGGAGAGGAAUCAGGCCCAGGAGGGCUCUGGUUUGGACAGGAGCAGUGAUGCUGGGGGUGCUGGCACAGGGGAAGGGCCACAGCACCAUGGAGUCAGGGAUCUGAAGGACAUGAAAGGCUGGCCACACUUCCAGGAGAUCUUCAUGCUGGCAGCUCUGCGUGGGGAGGAGGUGGAUACACUCAAGAGAUACCUCCUGAUGCAAGCCAAGCCAGGCCCUUGGGAGUUCCACAGCGACGUCCUGACCAGCCAGUCACCCCAGGAGAUCUGUGAUAACAUCAUCAGGGAGAAGCUCCUGGAGUACCUGCCCCUGGAAGUGCCUUAUGGAGUGACUCAGGUGACACAUGUGUGGGAGGAAGGAGAAUGUGGGGAGCUCCUGAUCGUGCAGAGCCUCCUGGUGCCCAGGGAGUCUCACAAGAGGAUGUUGAUUGGAAGAGGAGGAAAGGUCAUCAGCAGGAUUGCUCAGGAGGCUGGCCAGGACCUGAUGAACGCUUUCCUGUGUGAGGUCCGCCUGAAGCUCAAGGUGGAGGUGAAGGGUUGAGCUCUUGGUGUGUGUUAACAGCCCUUGAACUCUCUGAUCAUGUGGAGAAACCAGUCCUGGGGGUGUUCUGGCACCUUUGUUGGAUCCAGAAAUAGAGGAUGAUGGAGUUACUACCGUGGGCUGAAGUGGAAUAUAUUAAUCUUUGGGGGAACAACCCAAACUGAAAUAAAAUCUCCAGACUUCCUAUGGCAUCUGGCCUGGGGACAGACACUGGAGAAUCAGCUGCACCCAUGAUUCUGGUGCUGCAUUCCCAGAGCUGCCCCCACUUCUUUUGGGCUGUGUCUCAUGUUCUUGCUCUCAGGGGUUUGUACAUGGGAGUUCAGGAGCAUCUCCUGCCUUGGAGCAAACAAAGGAUGGCAGUGAAGCAUUAUCAGCACAUGUUUGUAAUCCCUUCUGAAGGCUGAAUCGUGGUCACACAGGGGGAUGAGGCCACCCCAGCCCAGCUGAUGGUCUUGUGUUGACUUUUCUCCCUGCCCUGCUGAAGCUGGUGGGUGCAGGGAGUUGGUUUUAAGGGUUUGCUGGCAGCUGGAACAUCUGUAAUGCCUGACUGGC